Aureobasidium musti is the source of this 945-nucleotide messenger RNA. NCBI's taxonomy places the organism in Eukaryota, Fungi, Ascomycota, Dothideomycetes, Dothideales, Saccotheciaceae. The record is from the annotation of a GenBank genome assembly.
AUGCGUGGUAGUAUCGUCCUGGAAACCAGUUCGAGUUUUGCUAUCUUCACUGUGAAGGACACGAGUCCAAGACAGCCAUUCGGUUUCAUCUCUGCUACUCUCUUUCGUGUUUCCUUCACUUUGUUUUCGACACAAAACGACGUCCAGGACUUGUGCCCUUCAGUACUUUCCUUCAGUCACUCCAACGUUCCAACACCUUCCGGAGACUGCGCCAUCUCUCUUGCUGCACAGAUACUUAAACUUCCAUCCUCACCAACCUCCUCUUCAUCCUUCAUCAGUCACAACACUUCGCCCACCAUGUCUUACUCAUACGCCACAGCCAAGGCUGUCCUCAGCGAUGUUGACAAGGACCGCAUCCUCGCUAUGCAUCUCAGCUCUGACACGGUCAACGAUGUCGACUGGGACAAGGCAACCCAGGCUUACGGCGCCGCUAGCGUGGAAAGCAUGAGAGUCUCCUAUCACAACAUCCUCAAGAAGAUCGAGAAGGCUGGCGGAAAGACUGGUAUCACUGCUCCAGCCACUGGGGCUGAUGGUUCUGCUCCUACGACUCCCAAGACCCCCAAGACGCCAAAGACUCCUAAGGGCAAAGGUGGUCGUCCUCCCAAGCGCAAGGCCGAGAACACUGGAUCUGACCAAGACGAUGAUGAUGCACCCAAGACCCUCCGCAAGAAGGCCGCCAAGAACAUCAUCAAGGCAGAGGAGGAUGAGGACGAAGGUGACGAGGAGACUAUCAAGACUCCCAGAAAGGCUGGUCGCCCUCGCAAGACCCCAGCCAAGUCCACCACCAAGUCUGCAAUGAGCAAGACUGCUGCUGCUGAUGAUGAUGAUGAUGAUGAUGAUGACGCUGCUAAGGAAAGCAACAACGCUUCUGAAGAAGUUGAGCCUGAACAGGAGGAUGAACAGACUUCUGGAAUGAUCAAGGCGGAAGACGAGUCCGAGUGUUAG